AUGGGAACCAGUGUGAACACUAAAGAAGACGACUCAUUUUUCGUCUGUGAUGUCAGAGACAUCGUUCAGAAGGUGGAACUCUGGCGCCAGCACCUACCGCGCGUAACACCUUUUUACGCCAUCAAAGCUUGUGGAGACCCAGUUCUUCUUGCUGUCCUAGCUUCCCUUGGAGUGAAUUUUGAUUGCUCAAACACGAAAGAAAUCAGGACUAUUCUGGAAAUGGGUGUCCAUCCGGAUCGCAUUAUUUACGCCCACACUGUGAAAAGCACAUCUCACGUGAAGUUCGCUGAGGAACACGGUGUCACACUGAUGACUUUUGAUUGCAUCGAGGAAUUGCACAAGGUCAAAGACAAGAAGGCCAGAUUGCUUCUUCGAAUAAAAAUUGACGACGAGGAUUGCAACGUAUUGUUCCAGUUGGUAUCCAUCCAUGAGAACCCGGAGAUAUUUAGCCGCGCAAUAGAGCGGGCCAGGAUCGUGUUCGACAUAGCAGCAGAUAUUGGAAAACCUAUGUCGGUGCUGGACCUCGGAGGUGGUUUUCCAGGUGCACUGCGUGGGGAUCAUAAGUUCAUGCAGACCUGCGAGUGCAUCAGGCGGUCAAUCGAUGAACACUUUCCGGAAUCAAGUGGAGUGCAGAUCAUCGCGGAGCCGGGCCAGUUCUUCUGCACAUCUGCAUACUUCCUCGUCCUGAGAGUCGUUGGCAAAAGACGCAAUGACGUAGUAAUCGACGGAGUUUCUCAUCGACAUCAGGACGUCUUUCUCAAUGAGAGCAAGAACAACUGUAUUUCUCAAAUCUUCGACUUCUGCGAAGUGAAGAUAAUGCCGCUGGAGGAGCCUCGGGAGAGGCCCAUGGAGGUGUUGACCACCCUGUGGGGUGGUACGUGCUACCCCCUAGACCGCAUCGAUGAUAUGAAGCUGUUCUUUGACGUAAACGUCGACGAGUGGCUGGUCAUGGACAACAUGGGCGCCUACACGUUGAGCUUUGUCUGCGGUUUCAACGGAACCGGAUUUCCCACUGUUCACUACAUAGCACCACCUUCGUCCGUAAAUCUGGUUCAUCAAACUGUUGAACGUUCUCCCAUACGCAGUGGCUACCUCCAGCCACAAGAAGCUCUCAAAAUGAAGCGUCUACGGGACAAAGCAGAACUUGUGAAGGGGAACUACUGUACAGUCAUGUGACGUCAA
Dermacentor andersoni is the source of this 1182-nucleotide messenger RNA. NCBI's taxonomy places the organism in Eukaryota, Metazoa, Arthropoda, Arachnida, Ixodida, Ixodidae. The record is from RefSeq and is a predicted model, not a curated record.